UAGCGAAAGAAAAACUCGUAGAAGGACUGAAUUUGUUCGCGUAAUUGUCGAUUUAUAUCUUAAAAUGGCGUUUGAUUCCAUACCGAAAGACCUCCGAGCAUUACGUGCGUGUCUAGUGUGUUCCAUGAUUAAAUCGUUUGAUCAGUUCGAAACGGAUGGAUGUGAUAAUUGCGAAGACUUUCUGCGUAUGAAAAACAACCGGGAACAAGUCUACGACUGUACCAGCAACAAUUUCGAUGGAAUGAUAGCGGUAAUGAGCCCGGAUGAUAGCUGGGUUUGCAAAUGGCAAAGAAUAAGUCGAUUCACUAAGGGAAUCUAUGCUAUAUCCGUAUCAGGAAGGCUUCCAAAUGGUAUCAUCAGGGAGAUGAAAAACCGUGGUAUUCCAUAUCGACCGAGAGACACUAGUCAACGAUAGUUCUUCUAUAUACUG
Molecule: messenger RNA, 430 nt
Organism: Anopheles nili
Lineage: Eukaryota; Metazoa; Arthropoda; Insecta; Diptera; Culicidae
Gene: spt4
Product: transcription elongation factor SPT4
Exons: 4
Coding region: 65-415 (116 amino acids)
Biological process (GO): mRNA processing; positive regulation of DNA-templated transcription, elongation; chromatin organization
Cellular component (GO): DSIF complex; nucleus
Molecular function (GO): zinc ion binding; RNA polymerase II complex binding
Source: RefSeq, a predicted model, not a curated record